AUGUUCAAUCAGAAUUUCGUUCUGGAAUGUGUUGUUUCAAACCCAUGUGCAGACGGUGAUCCAGCUGCUGGAAGUGAUGGCCAGUAUCUGAUCUGUUCAACCGGUGCUACAAACAUUUGUCCGGCUGGGUACUGGUGCCACGUUGGUGCUGAUAUCACUGCAUCGCUUUGCUGUCCCGGAGGAGCAACAGCGAUACCACGUUGGUACUUCGAUCGUCAUUCACGCCAGUGUGCGACAUUUACUUAUACCGGUUAUGGCGGCAACCAGAACAAUUUCCAGACAGUGCAAGAGUGCCGAGAAAAAUGUCCCGAGUUACAGUGGGAUUUUUACGAAUUUAGAGUUUGUAUGUUGAAAAUGAAUUGA
Messenger RNA from Gongylonema pulchrum, 363 nucleotides. Lineage: Eukaryota; Metazoa; Nematoda; Chromadorea; Rhabditida; Gongylonematidae. The record is from the annotation of a GenBank genome assembly.